AUUGAAACCAAAUCAACAGCUGACCACGUAAAAAUAGUUGUAAGUGUUGCGGAAUCGUUGCAAGCUAUUUGCAAAAAGUAACAUAAUAAUAGAAGUUAAAAUAAAAUAAUCGUUAUAAAUAAUGCCAUAACAAUGACCUUAAUCGAAACAUAUCGUUCAUGUUGGCUUAUAGCAACAUUCGGGUUAAUACUAUUUAUUGGAGGAGCUGGUGUACUAUUUUGGAAUGAGGGAAGAGCGGUUCAUACUAUUAUGUCGUUGGACGAGGCCUUGGAUGAUGCUGUAACACUGGACGCCACAGCUGAUGAUAUCGAACCCAUUUACAAUGAUCGUAUUGUGCAUAUCUCUGGACCAAUUAUAGUGGGGGAACCAUUAACCGAACCGGAUUAUAAUAUACAGGUGUUGGCGGUCAAGUUGAGAAGACGCGUGCAAAUGUAUCAGUGGGUCGAGGAAACAGUUGAACACAAUUAUGGUGAAAGUGUUGCCUCGGUUCAUACCGAGGAUCGUACUUAUUAUUAUACCCGUGAUUGGCGCGAUACAGUCAUAGAUUCUCGUUCAUUUUACAUACAAACCGGCCAUCAAAAUCCUAAACAAUUCCCCAUCGAAUCGGAAACUCAAGUAGCAGAUGCUGUUUAUAUUGGACGCUUUGAGUUGGGAAAUAGCAUUAAAAAUAAAUUUAAUAAUUUUGUAGAAUUAACCUCAGAUACUCGUCCAGAGGAUCCUACUAUAAAAUUGCAUUUAGGAUUAUAUUAUCAUUCGAAUGAUAUAUUUAAUCCAGAAAUUGGUGAUAUACGUAUCUUAUUCUCAUUUGCUGGUAUGGAAGGAGAAAUGUUUACUAUUGUUGGAAAAUUGGUGAAGAAUAAAAUAGAACCCUACCGAACAAGUCGAGGAGUUGAUAUUCUAUUAGUAUAUCCAGGAGAAUGGUCUUUAACGGAAGUAUUUAAAAAGGAACAUCAUGCACAACGCUUAACAACCUGGGGUUUCCGUUUUAUGGGUUGGGUUUUAGUAUUUUUUGGUGUUACUUGCACUUCUACUUUAUUGCAUGUUAUUUUAUCCCGCAUACAAUUCCUUUCCUCUCUUGCUCCAGAUCCACGUUUUCCAGUCGGCACGAAUGUUUUAUUCUCACUAUCAAUGGCUCUUGUCAUAGCUGCUGUGGCUUGGAUUUUACAUCGACCUAUGGUUGGUGCCGGUCUUAUGUUUGCAGCUGCCUCUCCCUUCGUAUGGUUUGCCAGAGGUUUUACAAAUUACCAAAGGGUUAACGGAAACUAAAAUUUAAAUUAUUGCAAAUAAAUUUAAUAUACUCAUUUUAUUUAUUAGUUCCUUUAUCACCUACAAACAGAUGUAAUCUGAAAUUAGUUAUUUUUUAUAUUAUUUCAAAAUUAAUUGUUUGUUAAUGAGUAGGAUAUGUAUGUUUGUUCAUGAUUUUUUAUACUAACGAUUAGAUCUCUUCCACAAUUACAAAAUAUUAGUUUCAGAG
Messenger RNA from Lucilia cuprina (Australian sheep blowfly), 1474 nucleotides. RefSeq names its product transmembrane protein 43 homolog (gene Tmem43). Gene Ontology annotation, biological process: nuclear membrane organization. Bases 133 to 1266 code for a protein of 377 amino acids. Gene Ontology annotation, cellular component: nuclear inner membrane. The record is from RefSeq and is a predicted model, not a curated record. Lineage: Eukaryota; Metazoa; Arthropoda; Insecta; Diptera; Calliphoridae. The transcript has 6 exons.